Messenger RNA from Drosophila ficusphila, 669 nucleotides. Its product is annotated as arylalkylamine N-acetyltransferase-like 2. The coding region runs from base 1 to 669 and encodes 222 amino acids. Gene Ontology annotation, molecular function: N-acetyltransferase activity. Lineage: Eukaryota; Metazoa; Arthropoda; Insecta; Diptera; Drosophilidae. The transcript has a single exon. The record is from RefSeq and is a predicted model, not a curated record.
AUGACAUCCAAUUCUCAAGACGGCAUCAGCAUUCGCGUAAUGACCCCAAAGGAUUAUGAAAGUGUAAAGUCUAUUCUGCAGAAUGAUUUCUUUGGGGCAGAGCCCUUGAGCGAAUUUUGCGGUAAAGACUUUUAUUUCAAAAACAAGGAGGUAAUGGAUGAGUGGAUGCUUUCGAUGAUAGAACAGGACAUGUGUCUGUUGGCUCUGGACGAAAAUGACGGAUGGCGUCCUGUUGGCUGCGUUCUAUCAGGAAUCCAAACGCCCGAAGAUAUUGAGAAACAUAGCAGAACGACGGAAACCUCGGAGGGAAGCGCUCUGAGGAAAAUUAACAUUCUUUUCAACAAGAUUGAAAGCGAGUCAAAUAUUUUUGAGGUCUACGGAAUAUCCAAAGCCCUGAUCUCCCACGUGACGGCUGUUACCGCUUCAAAAAGGGGAAAAGGCCUGGGUGCCCGUCUUGCAGCUGCUCUAAUGGACUUGGGCCGCUCCAAGGUAUUACCGGUUAUGGUGGCCAACUGCACGAGCUACUACUCGGCUCGUCAGAAGAAGGCUCUGGGAAUGAAGUGCAUUUACUCAUUAAACUAUGCAGAUUUCAAGGACGAUCAGGGAACCGUGAUUUUCAAGCCGUCAGCACCGCAUACAACGGCAAGAGUCAUGGCUAUAAAACUGUAA